AUAGUUGGCGGUGGAAUGGUAGAUCCCCAGAAUCAGAUCUAGGGUUUCAACGGAGAUAAAUGAUGGUGCCCCCCAGCGUCGGAUCGUCAUCUUCCCCUUCUGGUACGAUGAAGCGGCGGCUCAAUGACGGCGUUGCUUGCAGCCUUUUGGUUGAGGACAAAGGAGUCAUGAACUUGGAAGAAGAGGAGGAAUACAUGGACGAGGACGAAGACGAGGACGAUGAAGAGUCCAUAAGAAUUUUUCAGGUUGCGGAUGAUGUUUGGGAGAGUAAAUCCUUCUCCAAGUGGAGGAAACCGAAUUGGGCCUGUUUUUAUCAUGAAAAAAUGGAUGAUUACUUUGAGCGACUACCUAAAGAGUAUUUCAAGCCUGGAGAGGAUCCCCGUUCCGAAAUAACCUACGAGUUGAAGAUGGGUCAUACGUUGUGUGACUAUAUGAAGAAUUUUCCUUGUGGCAAAGCAGCUAUUCAUGGUGCCAGAUUAGCCAUUGAGUUUUUCAAUAGAGAAAACAAGAAUGGAAAGACAUUGGAGUAUAAAUCGCUCUCUAGGGUAAGAAUUGGCUCUCGAUGUUUUGCGCCUUCCGGUUUUGUAUACUUUUUAACAAUUGUGGCAAUCGAGAAUGAUUCUGGGGUUGAGAGAGAAUUUCAAGCCUCUUUAUUCCGGCCUAAUCCAGACAUGAAAAUUUGGUAUUUGAGGGCCUUGAGGGAAAAACCAUAUGUUUUUUGAGGUAAUUUCGUACAAAAUUAUCUCAUUAGACUUAUCUUGCAAAACCCAAUUAGAGAGUUAUUGAGUAUGUUUAAUAAAUGGUUCCUAAUUAUAUGUGAUUUUUUAUAUUUAGUUUCUAAUUUUUAGAUAUUACAUAAAUGACUCUUAAGUUUUGAAAACUAUUCCAUAAAUAGUCUUUUAUGCCUAAUAUGACAAAAUAUUUUUCCACAUGUAGUCUAUGAAGAUUGAAGAAUCAAUUAUGGAAUAGUUUUCAAAAAAUUGAAGACUAUUUAUCUAAUAUCUUAGAAUUGGAGACUUAAAAUGAGAAACACUUGUAAUUACGAACUAUUUUUGGAAUUUACUCAAAUUUAUUUUACGGUAUUAAUAUGGAUUACAAAUGUAAUAUAAUUGGUAAUUAAAGUUUAUCCAAUCAGACAAAAAAAAUCAAAAUAGACAAAUACUUUGGGAUAGAGGGAUUACUUGGUUAUAUUGUUGUAUACUAGUACUAGUAUAUACAUUGCGAAUUAUUGGUCAAAACAAAAGCGUUAGUAAUGCAUAUAAGAGUACAUUAAAAUAAUUUUGCAUUGCAUCUUAAUACAUGAAAAUAAUUUUCUGACUGUUUUCUGCAAGAUAAAUCUAAUGAUAGAAUUUGUGUACUAAUAUCUGAUACCAUAUGGUAUUGGAGGGGUGACAUGGAGGUGAACUCAUGAAAGUGAUGGGAAUGCACUUUGUGCUAUUCUUGUUCUUUUGUUUCAACCUCAUAUCUGCACUCUGUGCUUGGUAUCGUGAGUUGUAAGGAUUCUGAAUUCAAAGCAAUCUAGGGCUUGCUACAACGUUGGUGGAUGAUGUGUGUGAAAGGAACACGAAUUUCUUGUGUUAAAUUGUGUUCAUAUGAGAACUUUUUUUGUUGUAACGUUGUUAACUUUCAUCAUUCAGGUGGAUGAAUGUGGUUUUAAGUUUUGUUGUCGAUAUGAAAUCACUUUUGUUUCCCU
Molecule: messenger RNA, 1693 nt
Organism: Cuscuta campestris
Lineage: Eukaryota; Viridiplantae; Streptophyta; Magnoliopsida; Solanales; Convolvulaceae
Source: the annotation of a GenBank genome assembly